Triplophysa dalaica is the source of this 1162-nucleotide messenger RNA. RefSeq names its product troponin T2d, cardiac (gene tnnt2d). The transcript has 11 exons. The coding region runs from base 202 to 927 and encodes 241 amino acids. Gene Ontology annotation, cellular component: troponin complex. Gene Ontology annotation, molecular function: tropomyosin binding; troponin I binding; troponin C binding. NCBI's taxonomy places the organism in Eukaryota, Metazoa, Chordata, Actinopteri, Cypriniformes, Nemacheilidae. The record is from RefSeq and is a predicted model, not a curated record. Gene Ontology annotation, biological process: sarcomere organization; cardiac muscle contraction; regulation of muscle contraction.
GUAUGUUAGACUGAUCCCACACCUGCCCCAACAAUGAACUCUAAGAGAGAACGGCUCCAUAGAACGUGGGUAACAUAUUAAUGAAUUCAUUACAAUAUUUUAACUUGAUUCUUAACAGGACAAAGUUACAUGUAUAACAUCAUUUAUUAUAAUUGAUAAUUUUUCAUAGGUUGUGUUUAAUCUCUGAAAGUAUUGGCAGUUAUGUCUGAUACAGAGGACGUGGUGGAGGAGGGAGUUCAGGAGGAAGUUGAUGACUCAAAGUCCAAACCAAAGUUUCUAUCAAACAUCCAAGCACCAAAGAUUCCAGAAGGAGACAAAGUCGAUUUUGAUGACAUAAGCCGUAAGCGUCAGGAGAAGGAUUUAACCGAGCUGCAGUCACUCAUUGAGGCUCAUUUCCUUCAAAGACAGAAAGACGAAGAAGAGCUUAUUACUCUGGUCAACCGAAUCGAGAAGAGACGCACAGAGAGAGCCGAACAGCAGCGAGUACGUGCGGAGAGAGAGAAAGAGCGUCAGGCCAGACUCGCUGAAGAGAGAGAGAGAAAGGAGCUAGAUGAACAGAGGAAGAAACUAGAUGACGAUGCCAAGAAGAAGAAAGCUCUCACUAACAUGACCAAUCAGUAUGGUGGAAUGCAGCAAAAGAGUGAGGGCCGCAAAGGUGCCAAGAAACAGACGGAAAGAGAAAAGAAGAAGAAAAUACUGGCUGACCGAAGGAAGGCACUCAGCAUUGACCAUCUGAGCGAGGACAAACUGAAGGAUAAAGCCAAUGAGCUUUGGCAGUGGUUGAUGGAACUGGAGGCCGAGAAGUACGAUAUGAACGAGAAAUUUAAACGGCAGAAAUAUGACAUAAAUCAGCUCCUUGCACGAGUUCAGGAUCACCAGAGUGCCAAGGGGCGAGGCAAAGGCAAAAUGGGAGGAAGGCUGAGAUAGAUGCUGACAGCGGGCAACAGAUCUGAGAAAUCUGUACCUUCUUGCAAACAUUUUUCCUCGUUCAGUUGUUUGUUUCGUGGGUGUGUUUUAAAUUGUUCACAAUGUACAAAAUUCUCAGGCUGUACAUUUUUGCUGUGCCGUGCAUUGCUUAUGAAUGUCAAGAAUAAAUUCUCACUCACUGUACUGCGCGAGUCAAUUGAUAAUUGUUAUUUACAACGAAGGCUGUGUGUUGAAC